GAACGGAGCAGAACAGAUCGGCUCUGUGUUUACGUUGAGAUGCUUACAACAAAGGACAGCGCACCGCGGAGAGUCUGUCAUUUAUAAGACAACACUGCACAUCUAGUGCUACGGUUAACAUUUCUAACUCCCGACUUCAGAAAGAGGAGGACACAUACCUUUAUUUGCUUUUUUUUUUUGCUUUUUUUACGUGGAGUGGGUCUUGCUUUUCUCUUGAAGUAUCCAGUCCUGAAGGGAGAAAUUAAGACGAAAUUUCCUUUUUUUUAAGCCGGUGGAGCGUAAGCUAGCUUGCUAGCCUCGGCAAGUUGGGAAGCCAGGCACCAGCUGGUGGAGAAGCUAGCAGCCCUGUCAGCCACAUCGAAGACAACAAAAGGUCUUCAUCAUUCAUAUCGCAGACAAGUGGCACUGCUGCUGCGAGAGACGGGCUCAUGAAGCAUGAGAGGGUGGAGCUGAGGCUCAGCUGACCCUUCCCCUUCCUUCUCCUCCUUUACCCCCUGCUUCAUUCGAUCAGCACCUUCCCCCCUCCUUUCCCUUCCUGUCCUCCUCGCCCUGUUCGGAUCUCACCAAUCUUGCCUCCCCUCCUUGUGGAAGCUCGAAUGGAGCCCUACCCAAUGUACUCCCCAGAGCAGGAAAACAUCUCCACCACCUCCUCCACCAAAGUGCCAGUGAAGUACGGAGAGCUCAUUGUGCUGGGGUACAAUGGUUCUUUGCCCAACGGGGACCGUGGCCGACGUAAAAGCCGUUUUGCACUUUGUAAGAGACCGAAAGCAAACGGGGUGAAACCCAGCACAGUCCAUGUCGCCUGCUCUCCACAGGCAGCCAAGGCCAUAAGCAACAAAGACCAGCACAGCAUCUCUUACACUCUGUCUCGAGCGCAGACGGUGGUGGUGGAGUACACCCAUGACAGCAAUACGGAUAUGUUCCAGAUUGGUCGAUCAACAGAGAGUCCCAUAGACUUUGUAGUGACGGACACAGUGGCAGGAAGCCAGAGCAACGCAGACACCCAGUCGGUCCAGAGCACUAUUUCCCGUUUCGCCUGCCGCAUUAAGUGCCAGCGCACGCCGCCUUACACCGCACGCAUCUACGCCGCAGGCUUCGACUCCUCCAAAAACAUCUUCCUCGGGGAGAAAGCUGCUAAAUGGAAGACUUUUGAUGGUCAAAUGGACGGGCUGACCACUAACGGCGUGCUGGUGAUGCAUCCACGAAACGGUUUCACCCAAGACUCCAAACCAGGCGUCUGGAGGGAGAUCUCGGUCUGCGGCAACGUCUUCACCCUACGGGAGACCCGCUCGGCGCAGCAACGGGGAAAGAUGGUGGAGACUGAGAGUCAGGAGCUGGUUGACGGCUCUCUCAUCGACCUCUGUGGUGCGACCCUCCUGUGGCGCACGGCUGAAGGCCUCUCUCGCACUCCCACCCUCAAACACCUGGAGGCACUGCGGCAGGAGAUCAACGCAGCCCGGCCGCAGUGUCCUGUUGGCUUCAACACACUGGCCUUCCCCUCAAUGCGACGCAAGGACACGCCAGACGAGAAGCAGCCCUGGGUCUACCUCCAGUGCGGCCACGUGCAUGGCUACCACAACUGGGGCAACCACCGCGAGGAGAGGGAGGGCCGCGAGGGACGACUUCGCGAGUGUCCCAUGUGCCGAGCAAAAGGGCCGUACGUGCCACUGUGGCUGGGCUGCGAGGCAGGGUUUUACGUCGACGCCGCCCCGCCCACUCACGCCUUUAACCCCUGCGGCCAUGUUUGUUCGGAGAAGACAGCAGCCUUCUGGAGUCAGAUCCCUCUGCCGCACGGCACACACACCUUCCACGCUGCCUGCCCAUUCUGCGCGCAGCAGCUGACUGGUGAGCAGGGCUACGUCAGACUCAUCUUCCAGGGACCGCUAGACUAGCAGGGCCAGCGUCCCGGCAUCCUUUGGUGGAAGCAAAGCAGGGGGGAUUUCUUUGUCUGGACCUGCAAUGAAAAACUGGGCGCUCCCUCAGAUUUGCUUUUUCCCCCUCUGCAGUUAAGAUAAAAACAACUCUUUUCUGGACCUUUUGUCUCUUUCUCAUAUUUAAGUGACCUUUGUAUUGCUUUUUCAUGAAUGACAACAAAGAUUUCUAUAUUUUCAUGUGAAACCAGAGACACAAAAAACCAAACAAAGAACACUGCUGGGUAAACCUUUUGUUUGUUCCUCAGAAAGAACUUUCAACAACAGUAUUUUUAAAAAAACAACAACAUACCGUAGCGCAAACAAACGGUUUUUACUCAUGUUUAUUGUUGCAAUAUACAUCUGUGUACAUCUCUUAGAGCUAAUUAUAAACAAAGAUGUUUAUUUAUGGCCUGGGAACCAUCGCUUCAUCCUUUAUCUGUCAGAUACUUCAAUACUAUUUAGCAUUUAAAUUUGAAAACACAGUAUAUUGUUGAUCAGAGAUACAUUUCUAGGUGUGUUCUGAGGGUUUUGUUCUGUGUCUCCCCCACCGCCCUCACACCCACCCACCAUGUAAACCUCUCAGAACUAUUUGUUGUAUUUAUUCGUCCCCUGUGCUCUCACUAAGUGUGUUAACCCCUCAGUUAUUUGUUUUCCACUCAAUAGGCAUUACAACAGCCUUUUCACAUUCAAAGCAAUAGAUUUUUGAACAGACACCUCCUAAAGCAUUAUGGGAAACUGAGUCUUAAAGUCCUGUUUGUGUAACACUCAGACAGCAUGAGUGACGCUCCCUCCCUUUAAAGUGAAAUGAUUCUGUGGGUGAGUGAGUCUUUUCUGAUAAUUGGUCAGCCAUGAUACCCCAGCAAUGUAGCUAAUGUAUACACACACACACACACACACACACACACACACACACACACACACACACACACACACACACACACACACACACACACACACACAGUUUAACCAGACCAGGUCAAAUACAUUUAUGAAAUGUAAGUGAAGUCGGGUUUAUUCUGCCUGCUGUGAUGUUUGAGUCCCACUGGCACAGAAACCAUGAUCAUUUAGCCAGUUACAGUAUUCUUACCAGUAUUCAAUUUUGCAUUAAGCUGAGUAAUUAAAACUUUUGGCUGCUUAGAAAAACCUUCCUGUCUGUUUAAAUUGAAAAUAAAUUAAACUCCAGUCUGUUUUGUAAGAUUCUGUAGUGGAGAGUCCCCUGGGAGUGAUGUUUUUUAUUAUGGUUUAUGUAAUAGGGACUGUUCGUUGAGCCAUAACCAGUGGGAAAAGGUAAAUUGAGGAAGUCAUCAAUUUCGUCAAGUAAGCAACAAAACACAACUGUAGCUGUUUAACUCAGGUUUGAUGCACAGUCCUUAAGGUUCUCGGAGAAAUGGAGAUACAAAAAUACUACAACAAAAGAUCAUGUGACAAAAGAGAAAGCUGGAAAUGCCUACAAAAUGGACCUUAAGCAUAAAUCGUUUUUUUUGGAGGUUGCAGUUUCUACUGUUAAGAAUGACAGACACCAUAUGCAUGUGCAUCAACUAAAAACAGUCUGGAGUGUCCAUAACCCCUUACUCUUCCCAAACAAUUCCACUUACAGUUUGAGACAAAGUAAGGAGUGCAGAGAGGACGGUCAUGAUGUUUCAUGAAGCACAAAUGCUCUCAGAUACACACACAACACGUCUGCAGCGCAUCUCUGUGGAUCAUCCAGUGCACUCGUGCAGCCACGGUCAGUGUAGGAAGAGAGUGACACACUUAAACUGUAGAACCCCCCCCACACACACACACACACACACACACACACACACAAAACUUUCAUUAACGUUCCUUCAAAACACAUCAAACACCCCUAGGCAAAUGUGUGUUUGUGUGUGUGAGAGAGAGAGAGAAAUUGUAAUUUAUGUUGAGAAUGAUUGUAAGUGGGUCGUUUUUCAGUCAAGGAUCACGUUCAUCACUCCUGUGCUCGGACUGCAACACACCAACUCGCCUCAGGGAGAGAAAAUAUGACCUGUGUCUAAUCUACACACACACACAUAGAUACAGAUACACACACACACACACACUGCUAAGGUCUUCUUAGGAUACCUCAAAAGUAAAAGGUGUAUUCUGGAUUUAAGGUUUUGUGUCCUGAGUCUCCUUUACACAGUUUAGGUUUGUUUCAUGGAUCCCUCUGUGGAUUAAGUGUGUAAGUAAGGGCUUCACACUCACUCUGUACUGUUAUCUCAACCCCUUUGUUUGUUUGUUUGUUUGUUGUUAUUAUACACAAACGUAAGUCAGUCAUGCUGUCUCAUCUCACCUCCCUCCACUCACUCGCUCGUCCUCUUCUCCUGUGUCUUGGUCUCUAUGUGCUUGUAAAGGCGAAAGCAAAGAAUGUUUCCAGCAAACACUUUUUUGUAACAACUUUCAACAAUAAAGUGUAAAAGUGA
This is a messenger RNA of Labrus mixtus (cuckoo wrasse), 4336 nucleotides long. It is a transcript of the gene peli1b, whose product is annotated as pellino E3 ubiquitin protein ligase 1b. NCBI's taxonomy places the organism in Eukaryota, Metazoa, Chordata, Actinopteri, Labriformes, Labridae. The record is from RefSeq and is a predicted model, not a curated record. Gene Ontology annotation, molecular function: ubiquitin protein ligase activity; protein binding. Gene Ontology annotation, biological process: protein K48-linked ubiquitination; regulation of Toll signaling pathway. The coding region runs from base 597 to 1892 and encodes 431 amino acids. The transcript has 7 exons.